Molecule: messenger RNA, 3942 nt
Organism: Sitophilus oryzae (rice weevil)
Lineage: Eukaryota; Metazoa; Arthropoda; Insecta; Coleoptera; Curculionidae
Product: protein cueball
Exons: 8
Coding region: 153-1946 (597 amino acids)
Source: RefSeq, a predicted model, not a curated record
CGAAGUUAUAAAACGCGUAGCGUAGCGCGCCCGAAACGUCAGCCUGCGUCAGCUCGCGGUGUGCCGUGCCGCUGCAUGUGCCUUUCUAUUUUAUAAUCGUCCCGAUUUUUUCAUUUAGUUUUUCCAUCCGAAACAAACGUCGCACAGUGAAAAUGUUACUGAAACUGGUGUCGAUUUUCCUCUGGACGAUGGCCGCCAGCGCCAUCAAAGGACAUCAAGACUGGGAAAUAGCAGUAGUAAUCAACGACCAAAUCGAGCUCCUCCAAUCCAACGGCAUGCUGAUCGGGUCCACCAUGCAACAGUUCACCAAGCUGAAGGCGCUGACCUUCGACAACGUCCGUCACCAGUUCGUGGUCAGCGACAUGGACCAUGACAACGACACCAUCUUCACGGUCCAGCUGACCAAGGAGACCGAAAUCACGCCCAUAGUGCCCGAUCUACCGGACGAUGUCCAGGGUUUGGCAAUUGAUCCCAUCGAGGAUAUUCUGUACUGGACCGACUCGGUAAAUAAUACAAUUAAUUAUAUUAAACUAAACGACUCGGAUUCUGAACCACAGCUACUUUUCGCUUUCAGUAAUGUCAUUCCGCAAGACGUCGUUAUAGACGUGUGUCGCAGGUACAUCUACUGGACCAACUGUUACGUCAACGAACCCACCAUAGAACGUUCCUUCCUCAACGGUUCCAACAGGGAGGUUGUGGUCAGUUCCGAUCUAAAGUCGCCGGCGGGUAUAGCCAUAGAUUACAAACGUCAGCGUUUGUAUUGGGCCGAUAUGCGCGAGGGGAUCUACUACAGGAUCGACAGUUCAAACUUGAACGGGGGCGAUAGGGAGAUAGUGUACGAGGGGAGUCAUAACAAACCAUUCGGGAUUGCCGUGGAUGAGACGUCUAUAUACUGGACGGAUAUCAAUAAUAACGCGUUAUGGAGGUACUACAAGAGCGACCGUGGCUCGCCACCGCAAAAAAUCCGAGAAUUCAAAGAGCGACCUCUAGGCUUAGUCGCCAAAAAUGUCCAGAUUCGGAACUAUCCAGACUGCAAAGAAUUAGAAGUAGCCAUCGAAAAAUACGGUGACAGAGAAGAGUCAUUCGACAGUUACAAAGAAGCUGCUAUUGAUUCCACGGAGGUCACCGAGUGUCUCAAUGGUGGUGAACAAAUCAACAAUUAUUGUAAGUGUAGAAGAGGAUACACUGGGCGAAACUGUGAAAUUGAUAACUGCCAUAACUUCUGCAUACACGGUACAUGUCACUUGUCAACGCAAGGUUACCCCAUGUGUUACUGUCCAAAGGGAUUUGGCGGUACGCGCUGCGAAUUGGAUAUGUGUAAAAGUUUCUGUUUGAACGAUGGCGAAUGUAGUUACUCCAAGGGUGACUUGAUACCAAGCUGUCGAUGUUCCGAACAUUAUACCGGGAGUAGGUGUGAAAUUAGUACAGAAUUUAGCAACUUAUGCUUGAUGUACUGUAGGGAGAACACUAGCGAAAAUGAUUAUUUAAUUUCGAAAAAUCGGGACUUAAUAUGCAGGUGUACAAAUCAAGAUUACGUCAUCUCCAAGAACAACCUAACGGCCUCUGCUCUUCUCUCCAAAUCCAACGAACCUCCUGAGGCCAACUUCAUCACCAAAUUAGUUUCGGACAGCGACUACAGCGUGCUGGCCGCGCUGCUGUUGAUGUCCGUGCUGGUCAUCAUCUUCCUGACGGGUUACAUCCUGGCUCGGCGCAGGCGCAGGAAGGACCCUGCCCCGUCCAGGCGCAUCAUCGUCCGGCCCAACGUAACGCCUCUGACUUACAGGCCACAGCCAACAAAUGAUCACUGCGAGAUUACCAUCGAGAAUUGCUGUAACAUGAACGUCUGCGAAACGCCAUGCUACGAGCCUUCCAGUCUGAGGAACAAGAACAAGGAAGACCAAAAGACGCUCCUUACCAAUAUGGAAAAUGGCGAGGACGCGUACUAAACAAACAUCCUCUUCGGUGAAGAGUAGGCUGUGAAAUUUAAAGUAUUACCCGAUCGUCGUUCAUUUUUUACAGGGUAUAUGAGCGUGCGCAGUGGGCCAGGACAUUUGUUAAGUUUUCUUUUACUGAUAGAUACUACUAAAAACCAAAUAAAAUAGGCAGCUGAUAAAAAAGUUAUAUAUUCAAAGGCGAAUCUGCCGGUAAAUGCCAAAUAUGCCAACAUUCCCUAUGGAAUUUUUACGUUUUUGAAAUUGUUCAAAUUUCAAAGUGGUUCAAAUUCCUUCCAAUUGAGUGAAAUUGACGUCAUAGCAAGCGUAUAGAAGUAUAAUUUCAGUGUGAGCUUUACUAUGUAUUACUAAAAUUCUUGACAGCGAUAGCUACAAUUAGAUUAUUUGGUGUUUUUUUCUUAAAACUCAAAACUGGGACAUAUAAAUUUAAAUAUGUAAUUAUUAAACUACUUAAUUUUUAUUCAUUAUUUUCCAUUUUCAUGUUGUAGUUUUAAUGUUUAACACUAAAUAAAAUUUAAAUCAUCUGUCUAGAAUAUGGUACAUAGUAAUUCAGCAGGCAAAUAUGUAUAUCUACGCGUACUGUGACGUACUUGUUUUGUCAUUGAACUAAAAGUUUUCAACUUUAAAUGACUUAUUCUCAAUAUAUUGUGUUUUCUUUGGUAACUUUUAUUAUGUCUAUAAACACCGUAUGAUUGAAAAAAACGGCGUCAAGUUGGCUUCAAGAUGACCAUCGAUGACAUUUACAUAUAACUUUACAUAUAAAAUGACAGCGAUCUUCAUUUCUGCGCCAACUCCGACGCCGUUUAUUUUGCGAUCGUAUGGUCCUUCAAAAAACCUUUUAAUGUCUCUCAAAAAAAUAUUAAGAAUGGCAUCUGUCAUUGCUAAAAUUGCUUAAUUAUUUUUUAUGUAUUUCAAAGAUAACAAGAUUUUUUUCUAUUGAAUCAAUAGAUGUUCAUCAAAAUGGAUGCGUGUUAUUAUAUCUUUCAUUUUUGAAAUGUUUAUUUUUAGCAAAUUUUUAUGCAAUAAGAUUCAACGGAAAAUGUUUUGUCAAGUUUAAAAUGUUAUAUUUUUUUUAUUUUUUUUUCUGAUCGAAAAAUAAUGUUUUAGGAAACAACUCCUCAAUUAACCCUGUAUAAUAAGCCAAAUACUAAAGUUUAUAAAAAACAGAGUUUAUGAAUUAAAGUUAAUACAUUUAUAUGCAGUUUAAAUAAUAAUAUACUAAAAAAUUCAUGAAAAUAGGGCUAAAAGUAAAAAAAUAUAACAUAUUAAACCUGACGAAAAAAUUUUCCGUUGCGUUUUUUUUGUAUCUUAGUGUAGGUAGAUGUUUGAACCACUUUAAAAUUUUUUGAUUCUUUUAUUCGUGGACCAUCUUAAAUGGUUCCUUAUUGAACCCCAUGAGACUUAAAUAAAAAGGGGUACACACUACUUAAGCUCUUAUUUAUUUUAAUUUCAAAGUUUUAAUUCAAUAACUUAAAACGAUUUUCUUUUCAUACAAAAGGAAAUUAUAUAUUUUAUAUAAAUAUAACCAGUUUUAUGGUUAAACAGAUAUCCUAUAAAUUGCCAGCAUCAUGUACAAUAAAUUUUACCUUCAAAUGAUCUUCUUUUCUACUAUUUGUGAUUAAGUGUGCUUAAAAUAACUUAAUACUUAAUUCUCUUACUUAUUUGUUACUAUUUAUAGAAGGAAGUACUUAUAGCUAACCUUAUAAGUUAGUAGAAACUACUAACGUACAAAUUAUAAAAGACAUUUUGUUUGAUAUUGUUAAUUUAUUACCUAUUUAAUUGAUAAUAAGCUGGUGUAGUUCUCGAACAAUCUGCAAUACUAAAUGAAUGAGAGGAAAAACAUUAGUGAAAUUUAGAUUUUAGUUAGGCUAGAAUAGUUAUUUAAAUUUGUGGCUUUUAAUAUCCACGUGAGAAAUGUGAUAUUAGGAGACAAUUUAAGAAUUAUUAUGAAUACUUUUGUAAAUUGAAUAAUAAAAUUGAUCAUAAAAAA